This is a messenger RNA of Pyrus x bretschneideri (Chinese white pear), 727 nucleotides long. Its product is annotated as telomere-associated protein RIF1-like. Gene Ontology annotation, biological process: telomere maintenance. Lineage: Eukaryota; Viridiplantae; Streptophyta; Magnoliopsida; Rosales; Rosaceae. The record is from RefSeq and is a predicted model, not a curated record. The coding region runs from base 261 to 647 and encodes 128 amino acids. Gene Ontology annotation, cellular component: nucleus. The transcript has 5 exons.
CCCUUUUCCGUGCUAUGGCGCGAAAAGACUCCCAAUUCCAAAAAUCCAGUGCGAAAUUAGGGUUUCACCUCACAUGCUACCGGUAGUCUGGUCACUGCUGCUUCCUCUCCCCCACCGCAACGAUUUCCGGAUUUUCAGACCAGCUUGAAGAAAUCAGGGGUCUGAUUUCUUCAGCCGCCACCAAAGCAAACAAGUCUUUCGCCUACUCCACCCUCUUACACCUCCAGCAGCAAUCCUCCGACCGUCACGAUUCAAUUCAAAUGCUUGCGCGGAGCUGCCGGAGCCUCAUCCGUCCGACCGUCGCCGUUGUUCGGAACAAUGACGAAGAAAUUGCAACUCAGGCAUUGGAAUGCUUGGGCUUCAUGAUAUAUCAUCCGUCCAUCGUCGCCGAAAUCGCAGCGGAUGAUGUCAAAUUUGUUUUAGAUUCACUGGCAAAGCUCAUUACAACCACAAAAAUGAAGUCUGUUUGCAAUUUCGGGGUGUGGUGCAUAUCUAUCCAACAAUUGAGUACACCACUUUUAGCUGCCCCUUUCCAUUCUCUUUUGCUUGCAAUUGUUCAUGCCAUUGACAAUCCUAUCAGUUCUUUGUCGACUACUUUUGAGGCUAUUCAGGCUGUUAUCGCAUAUAUGGGCUCCUUCAGUAUAUAGAAGACUCCUUAGCUCUGAUAAGAGGGAGAGGGAUAUGUCAGAGAGGUGUUUAUUGAACACUAGGUCUACAAUAUUACCCC